Molecule: messenger RNA, 422 nt
Organism: Myotis lucifugus (little brown bat)
Lineage: Eukaryota; Metazoa; Chordata; Mammalia; Chiroptera; Vespertilionidae
Gene: DYNLRB2
Product: dynein light chain roadblock-type 2
Exons: 4
Coding region: 45-335 (96 amino acids)
Biological process (GO): microtubule-based movement
Cellular component (GO): cytoplasmic dynein complex; cytoplasm; centrosome
Molecular function (GO): dynein intermediate chain binding
Source: RefSeq, a predicted model, not a curated record
GCGCCGGACUGAGGGACUGAGCCCAGAGUUUCGCCGCCAGUGCGAUGGCAGAGGUGGAGGAAACCCUAAAGAGGAUACAGAGCCAUAAAGGGGUGAUUGGAACGAUGGUUGUAAAUGCAGAAGGUAUUCCAAUUCGAACAACCUUGGACAACUCGACAACAGUUCAGUAUGCAGGUCUUCUCCAUCAGCUGACCAUGAAAGCCCGGAGCACAGUCCGUGACAUUGAUCCUCAGAACGACCUCACCUUUCUUAGAAUCAGAUCAAAGAAACAUGAAAUCAUGGUGGCGCCAGAUAAGGAAUAUCUUCUGAUUGUCAUUCAGAACCCAUGUGAAUAGCCCUGCUACGUAUAGAGCCAAGCCCAUCCUGUGACACUGGGUUGAAAACACUUUACUCUUUAAUGAUUACUAAGAUUCUAUUCCAAU